Miscanthus lutarioriparius is the source of this 1905-nucleotide messenger RNA. The record is from the annotation of a GenBank genome assembly. Lineage: Eukaryota; Viridiplantae; Streptophyta; Magnoliopsida; Poales; Poaceae.
AUGAGUCGCCGCCAAGGUGCUAGCUCAAGCUCUUACAGUGUAUCAUCAUUCGUGUCUGAUGAAUUGGACUACUCAGAUUUGUUGUCCUUGCAAGAGGACAGCAGUACCGAGCACAGUGGCUCUAGGUCUGAACUUCUGUCGUCCCUCUCAGUUGAUCUGAAGAUGCCCGCAACAGAACAUGUUCAGAGUCCGGCACCUCAUAGAGAUCUGGAAGAUAUGAAUUUUGAUGCCGACUUGCAAGAUAGACUUCAGAAGGCCUUUGAUGAGAUUGUCAAGUUGAAGAAAGAAAACUUUGAAGAGUCUUGCCAGCGCCAACAGGUUGAGAAGGAGCUCCUACUCGUCCGCAAGAAAGCUAAGAAACUACAGGAGCACCUCUUAAAAGAGCUACAGCACUCGAAAGGAUUUGAGCAAGCUCGCGCUGCUGAUCAGCACUUGAUACAAAAGCUUAAAAAGGAUAUUGAACUGCUAAAGAUCCAGCGUGAUGAAUAUCUUGAAAAGUUUUGUCAAGCAAGUGACCAGAUCUUGCUUCAACCUUUAGGAGCAGCUAAGGAAGCUCAUGAACAGGAUAAACAUGAGAUGGAAACACUGAGAGAAGAAAUCAGUCAGCUUAAGAUCCACCGAGACGAAUACCUUGCAAAGUUUCAGGAGAAAAAUAAGCCCAAGUUCGCGCCGGUGCAGUGUGUUUCUGAUGUUAUAGAAAAAGAUUUGGAAUCAUACAGAACUUCCCUUGACAACCAGUUGUGGCCUUACAGGGACAGUGCAGUCAGAUAUUCUGAAGGACACACUCAGUUUACCUUGGAUCAGCUGAAGCUGGCAACAGAAAAUUUCAGUGAAUUACUAAAAAUUGGAGAAGGUGGGUAUGGACGUGUCUACAAGGGCACUAUCUCUGACACCGCCGUGGCCAUUAAGAUUUUACGUCAUAAUGAGAACAUCCAAGGCUUACUGCAGUUUCAACGCGAGGUUUUGAUCCUGACCAAAGUGAGGCACCCACAUCUUGUCAAUCUCUUAGGAUCCUGCGAUGAAGUGUCAGCUCUUGUGUAUGAUUAUUUACCUAAUGGAAGCCUUGAAGACCGUCUUUCCUGCAAGGGUAACACCCCAGCGCUGACAUGGCAGGUCCGAACAAGGAUUAUUGGGGAGAUUUGUUCUGCGCUAAUCUUCCUCCACAGUCAUAAGCCCAAGCCUAUUGUCCACGGUGAUCUUAAGCCUUCCAACAUCCUCCUUGAUGCUGAUUUAGUGAGCAAGCUUGGAGACUUCGGCAUCGCUAGAUUUCUUGUGCCAUCCGACACCAGCACCAUGGUCCAUCUUACUGACCAUCCAAUUGGGACAAUGUUUUACUCAGACCCAGAAUACAUGGCCCACGGUGAGCUGACCCAAGGAUCAGACAUCUACUCGUUUGGUAUCAUCAUCCUACGCCUCUUAACAGGGAGACACCCAAGGGAGAUAGUGAAGAGAGUGGAGGAUGCGAUGAUCAAUGACGAACUGCACACCAUCAUCGACAGAUCCGCCGGUGAAUGGCCCUUUGUGCAGGUGCAGCAGCUUGCGCGUAUCGCUAUGAGAUGCGCAGCGGAGAAAAGGAGGCGACGCGCAGAUCUUGUCACCGAUGUGUGGCCGGUGGUUGAGACAAUGAUGAAGAGUGCCUCCUUAUCAGCGUGCCCCUCAACUUCUUCAUCUAUUCAGGAUGAAAGCAGCGUGCCACAUUACUUUUUGUGCCCGAUUCUGCAGAAGAUCAUGAAGAAUCCACACAUAGCAGCGGAUGGAUUCACCUAUGAAGCCGAGGCCAUAGAGGACUGGCUUGAAGCCCAUGACACAUCACCCAUGACCAAUCUGCCACUUCGAAACUGCGUUACAAUUCCAAACUCAGCGCUUCGCUUAGUCAUCCAAGAACAUCUUCAGCGUGGACCAUGA